AUGCACGAGGGAAGGUCAGAUCACCAACCACCAGACCAGAGCAUUAAAUGCGUUCCCACGGCCAAGGGGCAGAACCCACGAUCAGGACGGUGGCCAAGAUUUGCCGAGAUUUAUGGGGGUCACACCACCAUGCUUCUCAACCCCAAACCACCAUGCUUCACAAUCCCAAAUGCCGAUUUGAUUACCCACUUGCCCCGGUCAGGCUCCACCACGCAGGUCUUGUCAGCCUCGAAUGUCCCUCCAGGACUCUUAUAA
Molecule: messenger RNA, 255 nt
Organism: Prunus armeniaca (apricot)
Lineage: Eukaryota; Viridiplantae; Streptophyta; Magnoliopsida; Rosales; Rosaceae
Source: the annotation of a GenBank genome assembly